AUAUUUAAUGAAUGGUAUAUCAUUACAAUAAUGGAAAUAAUGUCAGAUAUACGGUGUGGUAAGUUGUAUAUGUUAACAGAGGGUUCAUGCUUGGCUGCCCAGGAGUUUGGGGGCGUUCUGACGAUAGGACAUUUCAGCAGGGCAAGUCCAGCUCCUGUUGGAAAUAUUUACUGGCAAGAGAUUUGCAACAUUAAAUGAUAACAGCAACCAAAAAUACAACUGGUUAGGAAAUACAUUCACAUUUUUACACACACACACGCACACACACACACACACACACACACACACACACACACACACACACACACAAAAAGAAAAGUUCAUUUGUUGAAGCUGGUGAACAUUUGCACAUUUUGUUCAGUUUUAUUAUUAUUUUCUAAUGUCUUUUCACUACUGUGACUGACAGUAACUAACAUACUUGGCACGCACACACACACACACACACACACACACACACACCAAUUGUGUUAGUAAUUUAAGUGUUUAAUAAAAAUGUCAUGUCAUGUCAUGAUGUCACAUUUCAGCCCAGUGUAUGUUACAACUAAUCCAGACUAUGGGGUGAAAUGUGACAUUUCCAUUUUUUCGUUUGUGUUGCAGAGAUAACACCUACACCAUUUAAAUGCACAUGUAACUAGUUAUUACAUUUUAAACGCGCCGGCUUGUAAAGAGCUCCAAGAUACAGACAGACAUGUCAAAAACGUUACAACCAUCCCUGGUCUCCCCGACUGUAGUUUGCAUUUGUGAAGUUUCCCCUGUCUCAUGCUCCUUUGUUGCCAGAAUUUGGAUUUUUUGUUUUUGUGCUCAUGUUUUCUUCCUGCUUUUCUCCCGAUCAGUCUCCAUAGUCUUUCAGUUUUGUUACAGAAUUUUGCUUUUAUUUUGAGUUCUGUUACUUUUCUUUAUUAAAAGAGCUUUUUUCCACCAACCUCCUUCUUGUGUUGGCUGCAUUUGAGUUCAGUUUUUCCCUAAAACCUGACAACAGUUGUACAAUCUAAUGCAAUCCAAUACAACUGCUCGGUCAUAACUACUAAUACUUUUAACGAUGCCUGUAGUUGACUGUUCACUGUCAUAGAGGUGUUCAAGUAUAUGAAUUUAGCUUUGGGGGUCAUAGGUAACGAUGACUGGACUGCAUCAAAUACAGAGAUGCUUAGAGAUAAUAUUCUGCUCCCUUCAUUUAUAUGUAAAUAAGGACGAAAUAUUCAAAACACCUCUCGAUAUAAUGUACAACAUCACCUUUUACUAUGACCUUAGAAAAAUAAACCUAUCAUUGAAUUUAUUAAUUUCCAACAAUGUCAACAAAAACUAAACAAUUCAUUGGCAGAGCUGCUGUAUUGAAUUCCAAUAGAUGGUUUACCUAAUAACGUGGUCACUAAAAAAGAUUAGAUUAGAUUGACUGAACGGCCAUCCAGCCAAUCAAAUCACUUCCAUUUGACCAACCCACCAGCCCAGGGAAGAGUAAACAGCUCGGUUUUCAUCCCGUGUCUCAUAGAUGAAAUAAAAGAUAAUUAAAGUCUGUGUGUUUCUUGACAGACACUGAGAAGUCUAAAGUCACCGGUUAAUACUAGUGUGUGUGUGGAUACUUGUUAAUAUCGUAUCCUGCAGUGAAGGCGUGCUGCGUGGCCUGGUGUACAUUUUGAACUCAACAUUAUUUGGAUACGGGGAUGAAGGAUAUGUAGAAAUGCAUAAGACUGAUUUUGAUUUGGCAUGUUGUGGAGACUGGAUUGGGGGCUGAAGGCAGGGGGGUUGUGGUGCUCAUGUCCCACCCUUAGAACUUUUAAAAUCGCUGCUCCACCCCUGUAUGUAGACUAUACUCUCAGGCCUUACAAUCCUCACACAUUCUCUCAUUUACCUUUCCUUAUUCACAUGGUCACGUUUUUACAGAUUUCUGUGGCAGAGAGAAAAUUCUGAUUCCAUUCUAUGCCCCAAAUAAAGAUUUUGUCAUUUUUUAUUAUCACAGAAGAAGAUUUCCCAAGAAACAUUAGAAGUGUAGCACCUGGCACAGAGGGUCAGUCUCCUCUCUGCUCUGUGUGACAGAGGAGGAAACAUCUUGGACAUCAGUCACUGCUACACUGUCCCUUGAAAUGUAUCACCAGGUUUAAAAAUGAGAAUAAAAAAAUAUUUGAAAGCCAAACAGUAUUAACUACCAUCAUACCGCGUGUAGACUUCUGGCUGCUGCCUUACAACAAGAAGAAAUAUUGAGUGAUUAGGCCUACAUGCAGCCUACCCCUCGGUCUCCUCCUCUCCGCCUUCCUCUCUCUGCCAUUGGUUAGCACGAGGCAGGCUCCGGGAUGGUGAUGCCUGGGAAAGGGGGUAAACUCGGAGCGCACGUCUCCCCCGCUGCGCACACACUCACAGCAAAAGUGAAGUGAAGAUGCUUCUUCUCUUCCAACCAACAGUCCAACCCGAGAGCCCGCCACUACUACUCAUUCUUCUUCUUCUUCUUCUUCUCCUCCUCUUACCAAAGCGCAAAACUGUCCCCGUCCCUGGCUUUCCGGAGGAACUUGUGCUGCCGGGGCUCGUCCAGCUCGGAGGAGGCGAGAGGAGGCAGCGGAGCUCCGAAGCACCGUCAGCACUAUAGCGUAUCCGUGGAAAGCUACGCGUCGGUAUGGGUGCGCUGACAAAAGGACGUUACCUCUCCAUGACGGGCCUCCUGAUUCUUGUUUAUUGUACAGCAUCCGUGAUCUCCAAAGGUGCCACCGGUGAUGCUCAGCCUGAUGCCCUACCCUCAGUGCAGGGCACCCUACCGCACUUCAUCCAGGAGCCGGAGGAUGCCUACAUCGUCAAGAGUAACCCCAUCAAGCUGCGCUGCCGAGCCGCGCCGGCCUUACAGAUCUUCUUCAAAUGCAACGGGGAGUGGGUGCACCAGAACGAGCACUUCUCCCAGGAGUAUAAGGACCUCAACACUGGGCUGAAGGUUCGUGAGGUGAUGAUCAAUGUGUCCCGUCAGCAGGUGGAGGAUUUCCAUGGCCCCGAGGACUACUGGUGUCUCUGUGUGGCCUGGAGCCACCUGGGUACCUCCAAGAGUCGCAAGGCUACUGUCCGCAUUGCCUACCUGAGGAAAAACUUUGAGCAGGACCCCCAGGGGAAGGAGGUGCCAAUCAAUGGGAUGAUCGUUCUGCACUGUCGCCCUCCAGAGGGAGUGCCUGUGGCGGAGGUGGAAUGGCUAAAAAACGAAGAGCUGGUGAGCUCCCUGACCGACGACAACAUCGACACGCGAGCCGACCACAACCUCAUCAUCAACGAGGCGCGUCUGUCUGACUCUGGCAACUACACCUGUCUGGCCAGCAACAUCGUGGCAAAGAGACGCAGCGCCACCGCCACUGUCAUAGUCUUCGUGAACGGCGGCUGGUCCCUGUGGACGGAGUGGUCGCCCUGUAAUGUGCCGUGUGGGCGGGGUGUCCAGAAGCGAUCACGAACCUGUACUAACCCAGCUCCUCUGAACGGCGGGGCUUUCUGCGAAGGCAUGUCCGUACAGAAGAUCACCUGCAACGCACUCUGCCCAAUUGACGGAGGCUGGGACGAGUGGAGCGAAUGGACCGUAUGCAGCAGCCAGUGCGAGAGGCAGCGGAGUCGGGAAUGCAACUCCCCGGCACCAAGACACCGAGGCAAGAUGUGCGAAGGGAACAGCGAGGCCACUGAGAACUGCACAGAUGGACUGUGUACCCAGAAUCGAAAGCUGCUACAUGACGUUAAACCUCAAAGUAUGGACGGCUCCAACGACAUAGCUCUGUACUCGGGUCUUGGAGCCGGCAUCAUCGCCGUGGCGAUCCUCGUAGUGGCCGUCAUGCUGUACAGGAAGAACCACAGCGAGUACGGAGUGGACGUCAUUGACUCCUCUGCGCUCACUGGGGGUUUCCAGUCUUUCAACUUCAAGACCACCAGACAAGGCAACCCACUGCUUCUCAACUCCUCGAUGCAGCCUGACUUAACAGUGGGACGGACAUACAGUACUCCCCUCUGCUUCCAGGACAGCACAGACAAAGAGCUCUUUGACCCCCUGCCAGACAUCAAGGUCAAAGUUCAGAGCUCCUUUAUGGUUUCACUAGGUGUGGCGGAGCGCGCGGAGUUCCACGCCAAAGCCCCCGCCGAGACCUUCCCACGGGACCUGAGCCGGGACUACUGCAGCACCAUGGACAGACGCAAGAAGGGGCUGCUCACCCUCAACGGGCCCUUGAGCGCCGGCAAGGAGCAGCUGAGGACCACGGGUGUGUUCGGCCACCCUGGAGGGCGACUGGUGGUGCCAAACACCGGGGUCAGCCUGCUGGUGCCUCAUGGAGCUGUGGCUGAGAAUAUGUCCUGGGAGAUGUACAUGGUGAUCAAUCAGGGAGAGGCAAGUGUCCAAACACUGGAAGGCUGUGAAAUCCUCCUGGGCCCAGAGGUGACGUACGGUCCUCCAGGUCUGGACCUCUUCUGCCCAGUGGCCAUGACUAUCGCUCACUGCGCCGAGGUGGACGCCGAGAACUGGAACAUCCAGCUCAAGAGGAGAACCCAGGACAGCAAAUGGGAGGAAGUGAUGUCAGUGGAGGAGGAGUCCACUUCCUGUUACUGCCUGAUGGACUCGUCAAGCUGCCACCUGCUGCUGGACCAGCCAGGCUCGUACGCCCUGGUGGGCGAGCCCCUGACGCAGGCUGCCGUCAAGAGGCUGAAGCUGGCUGUGUUUGGGAGCAUGGAGGCCGGCUCCAUGAGCUACAGCCUGCGGGUGUACUGUGUGGACGACACGCCACACGCCUUUCAGGGAGUGGUGGCUGCAGAGAAAACCAGAGGGGGUCAGCUCCUCGAGGAGCCAAAGAUGUUGCCUUUCAGAGCGAACACCUUCAGCCUCCAGGUGUCCAUCCAGGAUGUUCCCCAGUUCCUGUGGAGCAUCAAACCCUUUACUACAUGUCAGGAAUUCUCCUUCCCCCAAGUGUGGUGCAGCAACCAGCAGCCCCUGCACUGUGCCUUCUCUCUGGAGAGAUACAGCCCUGCCACCGCCCAGCUCUCCUGCAAAAUCAGCGUGCGCCAGGUCAAAGGCCACGAGCAGAUUCUGCAGGUCUACACGGCUGUGGCCGAGACUGAAAAGGAGUCAGUUCCAUUUUUUAUGCAGACAGACUGCACCAUCACGUCCCAGACGGGGCCCAAGGCCUUCAAAAUCCCCCUGUCCAUCCGCCAGAGGAUCUGUGCCACCUUCGACACUGCCAACGCCAAGGGCAAGGACUGGCAACUCUUAGCCCAGAAACUUCACUUAGAUCGAAACCUGGGUUAUUUUGCAAAGCAGCGGAGUCCGUCUGCAGUCAUACUGAGCCUGUGGGAGGCUCGCCACCAGGACACUGCUGACCUUGACUCUCUAGCCAGCGCCCUCGAGGAGAUUGGCAAAAUCCACUCCAAAAGCUCCCCCAAGGAUCAGGACGAGCCGGAGUCUGACUUCAAUCAUAUACAAGCGGGCAGCCUGUGUGCGGCGGGCGAGCUAGCGAGUGAGAAGACGGAGGACUCUGCUCCUGAAUACACAGGCUGAGAGACACGAGAGACACUGAGUGAAAAACUGACAAAACAUAUGUCUGUCUACGCGCACAGCCAGUGAUGGACAACACACUGCGGCGGUCCGCUGGAAGGUCAUGAGGUUGUCGGUGAGUAGACGGUGCGAGCAGCCAACGUGCCGACCAAUCACAACGGGUCGCGGUGAGCUGUCGCCUGCUGUGGAUCCGCCCCUCUCUUUUAGGAAUCUGUCUGAGGAUCGACUGUAAAUCUUCUUUCUGCCCUUUCACUCAAUUUUUAAGUUCAUUUUAAGUUGAAUUGUUCUUUGUUUGAAGUUAAAGAUCCCCCCCCUGUAUAUUCCUUUCCAGCUGAGAGGGUGAGUGGGAGAGGAGGGUGGGGAGCGGGUUAUUUCCUGAACGCUUCAGUCAAUUAUUUAAUGAAUGUGUUAGAAGAGACGAGAGCUCCUUUUCCCCCCUGGACGGUCCCCUGCCAUCUCCCCUCCUUUCCCAGAGGUCCACACGGCAGCUGGACAUAUUUGCAUAGAGGUUCGUGUAUGCAAAUAAGAUGAUACAACUGUGGCAUCAUUUCAGAGUCACCUGUGUUUCGAUCUAAUUUCUUUUUUUUUUUUUUCUUUUUUUUUCAAAAUCCCCGCGUCACAGAAUGAAUGAGGACGUAGAAGCUACUUUUUUGAUGUCUGAUAUAUUUUUUAAAGGAAGCUGCUGAUUGCUUAAAUGUUGUGAUUGUGAACUUUUAAAGCCAAGUAUCUAGAAAUUCACUCAUUUUCAUCUCUUAAAAAAAGAUUUGUUCUGUAGGAAAUUUGGCACUUCUGAUAGACAACCAGUUUAAAAAAUAAAUAAAUAAAAAAUAAAAAAAAUAUAUAGUUUAACCUUGAAGGACAGCACAGUCAGAUGGUGACUUCUCACGUGUGAAUGGAGGGGGAAAAAAAAAAAGUAGUCGUGGCAAAUGUGGCAGAGUGAGAUUUGUAACCGUGGCAUUACAGUUCAUUACAGUUUGCUCCACCAAGAGAUAGGGAGGGAGGAAGCUGUAAAACAUCAUUUCCUGGCACCGCGGGGAGCGUAUCGCCACGUCUUAUCAUCCAAUUCCCACCAUUAACACUCUUCACAUAGACCUCAUAUCAGGCCCCCGACACACCCGACUGCCCCCCUCCUCAAACCACCUUCACCCCCCACCCCCACCCCCCUCAUCUCCAACACAUGCAGACACACACAUUGACAUUUCAUGGCCACAGAGGUCACGUGCACAUGUGCUGGACGUGUUGUAAAACAAACAAAUAGAAAUUGAAUGCUGAUGGUGUCGGAGUCAGAAAGAACACAUAAGUCGAGUUUCCAUCCGAACGUGUCACAAACUUUAAACUGAACAAACUGAAUUUUCAGAAACUUGGCAAAAGCAAAUGCUAAUUUAUGUCUCCAUCCACCUCUGUGAGCUGUAGGUGGCGCUAACUCUCCAGUCAGGUGCCGUUAAACCGCUGCAGAGCAAGAGGCUGCAACGACAUGACCUAAUUAAAAGAACAAGGGAAAUUCCUGGUGUCCUGUUCGUGUUUGUUUCUUGUAUCAAUUCAAAGUAUGUUGUAGGCUCCGCAUUGGUCCCAGUGUCUCACCGAGUGACAUGACUAAGUGACUGAGUAUGAUAAUUUUAUCCUUCAUCAUUCAUUCGCUGAAUCUGUUUCCAUUGCACUGAGUUGCAUUUGCCUUUAAUUGAUACACCAACUUUUCCAUGCUACCAAGGAUAAAAACUUUUCUUUUUUUUUCCCUGAAUGGAAACGUAUACAGUCACAUCUCUGUUCAAAUCAACAGUGAACACAUAUCACACUGAAAGAAUGAUAAAUAUAACAGAAAUAUAUCAGAAAAAUGUUCUCUAUUCAUGUCUAUUUACCAUUACCACUGAGGUAAUGGUAAAUGAAAAGUUGGCAAACCUAUAGUGCUGUAUGACCUUAUGUAUUGCAUCAUUAUCAAGCAAGUAGUCACUGAGGUAAACAAGUUCUGAUCUGUGUAGCUUUAGAAAACUAUUAAAGUUUUAACCCUUAACUCUCACUCUGGUUUUGUUAUUGUACCCAGCAACAGUUGAAAUGACUUCAGGAGAGAGGUACACGUGUUCAUGAGAGCUGUCGUUUUUUGUCGUGCUCACAAAGUAAUCAUUGUUUCACUUUGUUAAAACCACAAUGGUUUCAGUUUUGUAAUAACAACUGUUGUGGAUGUUGAUUUGGAAAGUAAACCUCAGGAACACGCUGUUUUUUUUUUUUUCUUUCUUCAGAAAGAGGCUGAAUGAGAGAUUGCAUUGAGUUACUGAAGCCAGUGGAACAGAGGGAAGCCUGGCUGUGAAGGCAUGACCUUGGCUCUCUAUAUGUUAGCACAAUAGACUAAAUGUAUGUCCAGAGCAGCACGGCACAGGAGGGACACAGCAGGUGGAAUAAUUACAUUUAUGUUGGUUUCACCCCAGGAAAACAUUUUGUCAUUCCAGGCAGGUAGUAGAUAUAAAGUGUCAAUAAACUGGCUACUGGAUAACAGAUAAAAUAACAUUUAGAUUUAUCCUUCAGUUUUGAGACAGUGUAUGGAGUAUGGAGGUCACAAAGAGUGUUGCCAGACUGGUUUGUUUUCCACCCAGUUGAUGUACUUUUUCUUUAAAUGAGCAAGUAAAAGUAGAUUUAGGUGGGUUUUCAUAUUUUGAGCUACACAGACAUUUAGAUUCAGUGUGCCUUACACUCUCCGAGAAUAUCAUCAUCUCUUAUCGUGAGUAAACGGCCAUAAAUCCACUUAGAAAUCAUAGAAAAAAAGAUGCUACUUGUAACUCCAGAACUUGCCUGCAGAGGAUUGUUUUUCAGUAUCAACAUAAUCCAGUAACAGUUGCCUGUGCACCCAUGGCUACAUUGCAACAGGAACUGUUAAUAGCAAAUUCAGUGUACUUAAUUUUCCAAACUAAACAAAUAUGGUAAAAAAAAAAAUAAAAAGGGACUCAAUUUUAUCCUACAAAGUAACUGACUGGAUCCAUGGCAACACUAUACUUCCCUUUUCUUGUAAAUAUAUAUAAAUCUGGCAGCACUGGUCACAGUCGGGGAGCCACAUGAACUGUAGGUCUGUGUUUGUAUAACCUAUCUUCAAAGCAAAUAGAGCACUUUUCACUGAGGGUAUAUUUUAGCUUUAUGAUAUAAAACACCUCAGAUUUUAGCUCCUUUUUGAUCUUGUAAAAAAAAAAAAGAAAAAAAUCAUUCCAUAAACAGAAAGAAGCAGAAUUGAAGUGUAAAGGUUGUGGCAUGAUGCGCCAGCUUGGUGAGCGACUGUUUCACUAUAAAACAUCAUGCCAUACGACCAUUUGUUCAUUAUUACUGCAAUGACUCCUACAGGUUUAUGUUCUUCUUAGGAAGAGUGUGCGGGUGUUUAUGGUAAACAUGGCUGAACCCUGCGGUUUGAGUGUGGCAUUUCCCAGUAUUACCAAUACCUUAAUUCAAAGAAUAAGAUUACUAGUCACACAACUCUGUCCACAGAUAGAUAGAUAGAUUAGAUAUGAGUAAUGUUGUACAAAUUAACUCAUAGGCUUGGGCAUGCAUCCUUCCUUGCACAUAGUAUCUGAGUCUGUGGUCCUUUAAUCUCAGUGCUGAUACUUUCUAGUAUUAUGUUGUCAGCUAGAAGGGGAUUCUGGGAAUUGUUUUUUUUGGAACGCUAUUGGGUACUAUAACGAAAUCAGAGACCAUUUUUUUCAUCUUACUUAAUCAUAUGAGUACCUCCAACCAUGACUGACUGACGGUAUUGAUUCCCAUCAUUAACCUGAACAAAGAGGCGUCAUCCUUACUGUCGGCCAAAUAAACUCCAGCCACAGUCCUCAUUUCUUUCUACAUUUCUGUCUACAAAUCCAAUUCUUCAGCGUUUCUAUUCUAGUAUAAAUUCUGUUGGCUAUUUUCAGUGUUUUCAGAAAGUUUUCAGAGCCCUUCACCUCCAUCAGAUCUUGUUAUCUUGCGGUCUUUUGCUAAAAUCCUUUAAAUUCAUUUUUCAUUCAUCAGUCUACAAUCAGCCCCCACGAUGACAAAGUGAGAACUGAAUUUCAGAAAUGUUUGCAAAUGUGAAACGAGAAACUGAAACAUCACAUCUAUAAAAGCAUUCAGACCCUGUACUUAGUUGAAACACCUUUGGCAGUGAUUACAUCUUUGAGUCAUCUUGGGUAUGACACAACAAGCUUUGCACAUCUGGAUUUGGGGAUUUCCUGCCGUUUUUCUCUGCAGAUUCUCUCCUCCACAUCCUCCAGAGAUGUCUAAGUCAGAGCUCUGGCUGCGUUACUCAAGGACAUUCACAGAGGUGUCGCUAAGCCUCUUCUGCAUUGUCUUGGCUGUGUGCUUAGGUCCUGUUGGAAGGUGAACCUUCAGGCCAGUCUGAGGUCCUGGACUCUGGACCAGGUUUUCAUUAAGGAUAUCUCUGUACUUUGCUCCAUUCAGUUUUCCCCUCAACCUGGACCAGUCUCCCUGUCCCUGCUGCUGAAAAACACCCGACCAGGUUAGAGGUCAAAUUUACAACAUUAGUUCUCUGAGAAUUUCCUAUCCAAGCAAAAUUUGUAUUAUAACUGAAAUAUCUCUAACUAAAAAAAAAUCACAUAGAAUUGGCGCCUUGUGAAUCAGAAUUGAAUCCAUUCUAGAAAAUCAGUGGCAAUACCCAGACCCAGUCGGGAGCCCAGAGGUCCACUUCAGAGAAAAAAAAAAUGUAGAAAUGACGUUCGGACGUUCAGUCGGGUCGUUUUGAGGUAUUAAAUCAAUGCAGUUAACGUCACUGUUUUUAUGGUUUCUCAUCACCACAGCUGCUGUUUGUGUUGAGUGCAGGGGUGCAGCUGAAGGUUACUGUAAAGAUCAGCUGAUAACAUUACAUAAUGUGUGCGUGUUAAACCAAUGUACCUAUAGCUUGUAUAAAACAACGCAUUUUGACAGUUAUUCACAAGGUGCCCGCACAUGUAAUCACGGUAAACAGUCAGGCUGUAACAAUGGCAACAACUAGUGCGUGACAGGAUAAUACAGACUCACCUCAUCUCUCUUACCAAGGCCCUUCUCCCUCGGAUGCUCAGUUAGCCCAGUUUUAGGAAGAGUCCCGGUUCUUCCAUUUAAGAAUGAUGGAGGCCGCUGUGCUCUUGGGAACUUUCAAUGCAGCAGAUUUAUUUUAUUUUUAUUUUUUUCGUAUAGCCUUCUCCAGAUCUGUGCCUCAACACAAUCCUGUCUCUGAGCUCUGCAGACAGCUCCUUCCUCCUCAUGUCUUGGUUUUCUGCUCUGAUCUGAAUUGUCAGCUGUGAGACCUUUAUAUAGACAGGUGUGUGUCUUUCCAAAUCAUGUCCAAUCAGUUGAAUUUACCGCAGGUGGACUCCAGUCAAAGAGUAGAAACGUCUCAAAGAUGAUCAAGAGAAAUGGGAGGCACCUGAGCUAAAUUUGAACUGUCAAAGCGUCUGAAUACUUUGCAUUUUGUCAUUAUGGGGUAGUGGGUGUAGAUUUGAUGCAUAAGGCUGCAACAUAAUUUCUCAAUGUACUGUCCUUCAGUAUUUCACCAGGAAUGAUACAGUGAUUUUGAAUAUGUCACUUGUAUGUGAAAGAACCAUGUUGAUUUCCCCCUUAUCAUCUCUAUGCAUUGCUAAUCAAAUUAUAUCCAUCCUUUUAUGUAACUUAAGCUGGUAAGUGAAGAAUGUGAAAAGAUAAUAUUUAGUUUUUGUUUCUUUAAUUGUGACUAACUGGAUUCUCCUUUCAUUCUUGCAAGCAAAGAGUGUCAAAAAUGGAAAUGUGUGCUUUUGUAACGCUUAGCGGUGGCCUAUGUUGCAUCGAGAGCAUCCCGUCUGUGCUGUACACCCCAUCACACCCAGCAUUCACCUGCAUUCUGGAUGUGUUUCAGCUAUGUCUAUUGUAUCUCAUAAAUGUGUUGAAAUUCUGUUUUUUAAAAGUGAGCUCAGACACACACACGCACACACACACACACACACCAGACACACACACACACACACACAGACGUAUUCUCACUAUGUAUAAUGCUUUGGUGUAAGACUAACCCUGUUUCAAACAGUUCACUGUUGCAUCCAUGAUAUUCUGUCACCUGAGUUGGUCGGUCCCAUGCUCUUUUUUGCUUCACGCAUGGCCUUCGGCUUCAUAUCACUAUUCUUGUGCCUUGUUUAACUACUGUAAAUGGUGAAUGUUGUAAAGUACAGAUGGGGAUGAAAAAAAAGAACAAUUAAUCAUACUGACAUACAUUUAAAGGUAUUAGUUGAAAAGUAUUUAAGAUUAUAAUAUUGAAUAGACUGCAGAGCUUUUCUAGUGCUGAACAUCUAUGUUUGGUAAUGCCAGGGCAGCUUUGUGGUAUAUUGUAUCUAUAAUUAUGGACAUUUUGGAUGUUUUCUGUACAGUAGAAUUUGCAAAUGUAUAUGCAGCCUUUUGGAAAUAAAUGUACAGUUGAAAGAUCUCAA
This is a messenger RNA of Seriola aureovittata, 11880 nucleotides long. RefSeq names its product unc-5 netrin receptor Db (gene unc5db). Gene Ontology annotation, biological process: netrin-activated signaling pathway. NCBI's taxonomy places the organism in Eukaryota, Metazoa, Chordata, Actinopteri, Carangiformes, Carangidae. Bases 2603 to 5488 code for a protein of 961 amino acids. Gene Ontology annotation, cellular component: membrane. Gene Ontology annotation, molecular function: protein binding; netrin receptor activity. The transcript is spliced from 17 exons. The record is from RefSeq and is a predicted model, not a curated record.